GCCUUCUUUCCCAUACCGAUGGCGCAGCCCCCGAACCCCACCACUUCGUCGCACUCCGCUCGCUACCUCCGUCUAAUCGAGGUUCUCCGGUGCGAAGGAACGUUCGAGCCCCGGUUCGACGUGGAGCACGCCACUGCCUGGCUUGCCUGGGCCCAUGGUGCUCGCUGGCUCGUGCGGAUGCUCUUCGAGUCCUACGCUCUAGCGACUGCUCACGGCGACGCCCGCAUCCCCCUUCCGUCCGGUAUCCCCGAGGUCUGUGAGCUUAUCGAGCACCUGGACCGCGUGUUCCUCAACCUCCGCUCCGAGCAGAACGAGGCGCCGCUCCUAUACGCGACCAUCCCUUGGUCCCCGGACCAGCUUCAGAAGGAGCAAGCCGCCGCGGAAGAAGCCCGACCCCCUCCUCCUCCAUCGUAUAAUGAUCCUCCCCUCCGCCUCUCCUCCCUCCGCGGUUCGACCGAUGUGUAG
This is a messenger RNA of Rhodofomes roseus, 465 nucleotides long. RefSeq lists its product as uncharacterized. The coding region runs from base 19 to 465 and encodes 148 amino acids. The record is from RefSeq and is a predicted model, not a curated record. The transcript has 2 exons. NCBI's taxonomy places the organism in Eukaryota, Fungi, Basidiomycota, Agaricomycetes, Polyporales, Fomitopsidaceae.